AGAUGGGAGCUGGUUUGUUGAAAUCAGACUGGGUUGUAAAGCCCAGAGUUGGAAAACAGUUUUCAAAGUUACAAAAGAAAACAAAGUGUAUUCGUGAUCUAUUCAUAUACUCAGGAACGCUCGUCCUAACUAUUAAGCCGUUGAAGUUUAAUCAAGCUGGAAUUGAUGGAGUUAGAGAACAUUGUAGCAAACACCGUUUAUCUCAAAGCACGAGAAGGUGGUGGUGACAGUAAUAAAGGUAAAAGCAAAAAAUGGCGCAAAAUACUCCAACUUCCACACAUAUCCCAAUGCCUCCAGCUUCAAAACAAACUUACCAUACAGUAUGAUUAUAUCGUGGAUAAGCAACCUAUUGGUCGAUUGUUAUUUAGACAAUUUUGUGAAGAUCUUAGACCGGCAUACCAUCGUUAUAAUCUUCUACUGGAUGCAAUUGAAAAAUAUGAAGUUGAACUAGAUGAAAAUAGAGUAGAGCUAGCCAAAGAUUUAUUUGAUCAGUAUUUGAAACAUGAAGACUCCGAAGACACUGACAUUCUCACUGAUUCCCUUAUAUCUGAAUGUGAAGAACGACUUAAUUCUGGUGGAAGAGAUUUAUUUGUACAGAUUUCUGAAACAGUAAAAAAUUUUCUCGCUGGUGGACCUUUCAAGGAGUUUCGUUCAAGUUUAUACUUUUGCAGGUAUUUGCAAUGGAAAUGGUUAGAGAAGCAACCAAUCACCUACAAGACCUUCAGAAUGUACAGGGUUCUAGGAAAAGGUGGCUUUGGAGAAGUUUGCGCUUGCCAAGUACGUGCCACAGGAAAAAUGUACGCUUGCAAGAAGCUAGAAAAAAAACGAAUAAAAAAGAGAAAAGGAGAAUCAAUGGUAUUAAUCGAGAAGAAAUUUUUACAAAGAAUCAAUUCAAGGUUUGUGGUAUCUCUUGCCUAUGCUUACGAAACAAAAGAUGCUCUUUGUCUAGUUUUAACAAUUAUGAAUGGAGGCGACUUAAAGUUUCAUAUUUAUAACAUGGGUGGAGAACCUGGCUUUGACAUUAAUCGUGCACGAUUUUAUGCUGCGGAAGUAGUUUGUGGGUUAGAGCAUCUCCACCACCGAAAAAUAGUCUAUAGAGAUUGUAAGCCAGAAAAUAUUCUUCUUGAUGAUUAUGGACAUGUUAGACUAUCAGAUUUGGGGUUAGCUGUUGAAAUAACUCGUGAAAUCGGGACACAAGGACGAGUAGGAACUGUUGGUUAUAUGGCACCAGAAGUAAUUGACAAUGAGUAUUACCUAUAUUCUCCAGACUGGUUCAGCUUUGGCUGCCUUGUUUAUGAAAUGAUUGAAGGACGAGCACCGUUUAGGGCACGAAAAGAAAAAGUAGAACGUGAAGAAGUUGAUAGAAGAGUGAAAGAAGAUCAAGAAACCUAUUCACCUAAAUUCACAGAAGAGGCCAAAAAUUUGUGUCAACAACUAUUGAAAAAAGAUCCAAAACAGAGAUUAGGAUGUCAGACUGGCAUUAAUGGAGCUGAUGAGAUCAAAGUUGACAGCUUUUUUCAAUGCGUAGAUUGGACAAGAGUUGCUGCUGGAAUGUGGGAACCACCAUUUGUUCCAGAUCCUCAUGCAAUCUACGCAAAAGAUGUCUUAGAUAUUGAACAAUUUUCAACUGUAAAAGAUGUGACCAUAGAUGCAACUGAUAACUCAUUUUACAGUGAAUUCAGUACCGGGAGUGUUUCAAUUCCAUGGCAAAAUGAGAUGAUUGAGACUGAAUGUUUUAAAGAGCUAAGUGCCCUCGGACCACAUGGUUCUCCAACGCCUGAUUUAGUGAUAUAUCAUCCUGUACCGAUUGAAGAAAGUCGUGGAUGUUUUCCAUUCAGAAGAAAGAAGAAACCAAACGCCCGGGCACGACAAGUAUCCAUUACUGAGGCUAAUCUUCGUGAAUUUUCGUUCCUAAUUCCACCUACCGUGACACCUCCUGAUAGCUGAUCUACGGUGAGCAAAAUAACUUUAAAUAUA
This is a messenger RNA of Chelonus insularis, 1977 nucleotides long. RefSeq names its product G protein-coupled receptor kinase 2 (gene Gprk2). The record is from RefSeq and is a predicted model, not a curated record. NCBI's taxonomy places the organism in Eukaryota, Metazoa, Arthropoda, Insecta, Hymenoptera, Braconidae. Gene Ontology annotation, biological process: protein phosphorylation; regulation of signal transduction; signal transduction. The transcript is spliced from 6 exons. Gene Ontology annotation, molecular function: G protein-coupled receptor kinase activity; ATP binding. Gene Ontology annotation, cellular component: cytoplasm. Bases 166 to 1947 code for a protein of 593 amino acids.